AUGUCCAAAUGUGGAAAUAUAACAGGGCGAACGCCACUGGCUGUUAUUCCCGCUUUGCAACCUCAACCCCCACUCCGUUUCCUUGAGGUUGAAGGUGUCACCUUGGUGUUCUCCGUAUUGGGAGUGAAAAGGAUCUCGCCUGUGACUCACAGCCUGUGA
This is a messenger RNA of Perkinsus marinus ATCC 50983, 159 nucleotides long. RefSeq lists its product as hypothetical. The transcript is spliced from 2 exons. NCBI's taxonomy places the organism in Eukaryota, Perkinsozoa, Perkinsida, Perkinsidae. Bases 1 to 159 code for a protein of 52 amino acids. The record is from RefSeq and is a predicted model, not a curated record.